This is a messenger RNA of Haliotis rubra (blacklip abalone), 3085 nucleotides long. RefSeq lists its product as uncharacterized. Bases 42 to 2429 code for a protein of 795 amino acids. The transcript has a single exon. NCBI's taxonomy places the organism in Eukaryota, Metazoa, Mollusca, Gastropoda, Lepetellida, Haliotidae. Gene Ontology annotation, biological process: carbohydrate metabolic process. The record is from RefSeq and is a predicted model, not a curated record.
UGAGAAAGUCGAUGCUGAUAGUCGUGUUGGGUGUGCUGACAAUGGUCCAAAAGAGUUUUCAGUCUCAGUGUGUUCAGGGUAUUAACUGUCAAUUACCAAACUGCUUCUGUAGUACAACACGACUUAAUAUGGACUUGGAGGAGAUUCCGCAAAUCGUAUACUUUGGGUUUGAUGACGCUUUGAAUGUAGAAAUGGCCAGCCACUACCGACGUCUGUUUCCGCCCGACAGGAAGAACCCUAACGGGUGUCCAAUCACUAUGAGUCUGUACGUCCAGGAUCAGUACACGGACUACCGACUGGUGCAUGAGUUUUACAACAAAGGGAUGGAGAUUGGGGUUCACAGUGUCACGCACACCUCCAUCAGCACUGGAGACAAACUCGAGUACGAGGCGGAUCAACAAAGAAAGAACCUGGCAAAUCUUGGACGCAUUCCAAUUGAAGACAUCGUCGGAUGGCGAAGCCCUAAUCUGAAGACAGCCGGAGAUGUGCAACCAGAUAUUCUCAAGUCUUUAGGCUAUACUUAUGACAUAUCUUUGACUUACACACGAAGCAAGUUAGGAAUGGAACGGCCAUGGCCGUACACCCUCGACUACGGCUAUCCGUUCAGCUGUAUGGUGAUCCCUUGCCCGAAACCAGGAUCCCGCCACCCUGGAUUCUGGGAGGUACCUGUCAAUUCUUUAGUGGACUACAAGAACGCCUACCCUUGCCCCUAUGUUGAUGGCUGCUUCAAUCGACCAGACACAGAGGAACAAGCUUUUAAAUAUUUAUGGCAAAACUUUUUAGAUUAUUAUAAAGGUUCUCGAACACCGUUCGGUUUCAAUAUGCAUGCUGCUUGGUUCUGGUCGGAGCACAACCUAAAUGCUAUGAACAGGUUUAUUCAACAGGUGCUGGCGCUGAAGAACGUUUAUAUUGUUAGUGUGAAGCAGAUGUUGGACUGGAUGAGGGAACCUACUCCCAUAUCUCAAAUACAGAUGUUAUCUUCAUGGAGAUGUGGAACAGCACAGAUGUCAAAUAAUGCAACAGUAUCAACUACGUCAGUUUCAACACCAACUACGCCUUCAGCAACCACGACUACACCACCAACUGCAUCAACUACGACGACAACUGCAACGACAACCACAACACCUACAACAACAAUAACCACUACUACUACAACGACGACGAAGCCCACUACAAAUAUUCGUUUUCCUACGACGACCACGCCAAGGAGCACCAAAGGCACCAAGUUUAUCACUAAGGUACAUCCGUCACAGAUUGUCGAGACAUCUGUCUCAGACUCUCAUCCCACAGUAUCUGCACAAGUUCCUCCUGUAGUGUCUCGCAAACAUAAGCCAUCAACACCCAAGCUUUCCUUCCCUACAGCCGUAAGCAAACUACUGACAACAGCGGCAAAAAACCGGGGAGCGUCACGAGCCCAGAGCUCAGCACAAACGCCGUCCCUGCAAUCAACUGCAACAUUUGGACUCCCAUCUCACUCGCUUUCCCCAUCAUCAUUGCCAUGUAUUCAAGGCUGGAACUGUAGGCUACCUGACUGUAUGUGCAGAACAACCAACCCGCCAGGUGGGCUAGCAGAGAUGGAGACACCCCAGAUGGUGUACUUCACUUUCGAUGGCCCAAUCAACGUAAACUCGUACCUAAAUCUCGUGCAUCUGUUUGACUCUGGCAGAAAGAACCCCAACAACUGUUCCAUCUCGGCGACAAUGUUCGUGUCAAAGAGUGGGAACUACAUGACAUACCUCAAACGUCUAGCUGGCAUGGGCAUAGAAGUUGGACUGAGAGGGGACGACAUGGACGCAUAUCGACGUUCCAACUCGUUAGAGACAGACCUAGACAACGAGAUCAAUUAUCUCCAAGCUAAGCUUCCCGUCAGAAACCUCAAAGGCUGGAGAAGCCCCGCUUUGAAACCUCUCGGAGACGCCCAGUUCAAGAUCCUCAAAUCUCAGAACCUCCUGUAUGACAGCACCCUGUCCCUACCGACCCCUCAGACCAAGGCGGACUUCGUCUGGCCUUACACACUCGACUUCCGCUGGAGGGAUAGAUGUGAUAUUAGUGGGUGCCCCGUGGGGGCUUAUCCGGGGUUAUGGGAGGUCCCUAUUUUACCUCUUCUGGACUACACACAAAGCUACUUCUGCACAUACGCUGACGGCUGCAUGUUCAACCCACCAACAGCAGACGAAACCUUCAACUUCUUGUGGCGGAACUUCAUGAACCAUUAUGAUGGCAACCGAGCACCUUUCGGUGUGACACUGAGGCAACAGUGGUUCUCCCACUUCAUCUAUAAACCAAACUUAGCAGGACUCGACAGAUUCAUAAGGAAGUUAGUGUCCAUGCGUGAUGUCUAUGUUGUUUCCAUUGAACAAGUUCUGGACUGGAUGAAGAACCCAACCCCGCUGGCAGAACUUGGAGCCUUCCUACCUUGGCAGUGCUAGUGCAUUGGACAUAUCUCUGUAUGCACCCGUCAGAGUGCUGGUACAUUAGGAUUUCAAGUACUUGUGAUUGAGGUAAUGUCUCUGUACGUAUCAGUGUCAAACACCAUCAUAUAUAUGGAUUGUAGGAGGGUUCCAAAUAACCGACAAGCAUAUUGUGAUAGAAUUGUGCACUGUGUCAUUCUAACGUGCCCACGGCAUUAUACAGACCAUAAGAGACAUGGGAAAAUCAUCUGAAUUAAGGCACAUGUUAUUUCUAUGAUAAUUAAUAUGUCGUUGGUGCAAUAAAUAGUAAAGCAUUCCAAAGAAAAUGAAUUAUCUUAUAAUUAAUUAUUUAUGUUUUGAAUAAGAGCGAAUUUUUAGAAGAAUAUAUUUAAGUUCGUGUUUGUAAACUUGUUACUUGAAAGACAAAACAUUUCUAUUACAUUAAACAGGACAAAACGACCAUAAAACACUCCGCCGUAAAGGGUCUUGUGUGAAUCUGUAUGUCUACUGAAUGUGUUGUCUGAAAGCGAUAAACAUCUGAAUACUGAUUUGAACUAUUGAACACCCAUCUAUAGCUGUAUUUUUCAAUCUAACAUGUAUUGUCUAUCGUUCCUUAUAUUUAAAGGAAAUUUAUAUUUAUACCCGGUGUCUUGUCAGUUUGAUACCAAAUAUCG